Molecule: messenger RNA, 1199 nt
Organism: Camelina sativa (false flax)
Lineage: Eukaryota; Viridiplantae; Streptophyta; Magnoliopsida; Brassicales; Brassicaceae
Product: transcription factor bHLH147
Biological process (GO): regulation of DNA-templated transcription
Source: RefSeq, a predicted model, not a curated record
UUUCUUAUUUAAAAAAAAAAAAAAAAAAAAAGGAAUCGUCUUCUCUCCCUUUUGCCUUCCACAACCUUCGUGACACCUCAUCAUCUCUCUCUCUCUCCCACCUUCUCCGUCCCGUUCCGUUCUCUCCCAAUCUAUCCUCCCAAAACAGAUCCUCUGAUUCGGAUCCAACAGUUUCAGAAUUCUUGAUUCUAAUCUGAUCAGGAAUAUUUGAUCAGGCGAUUUAUGGAGUCUAUAUCUCCCGUAUCGAAUCAAGUUACUCAGCCAACAACAACGACGACGACGACCUCUAGUUCCGAUCGCUCCCGUCGUAAGCGGAGGAAGAAAUCUCAACCAUCAUCAUCGGUUGAUUCAUCUCAAUCAACAUCGUUGGAUAAAUGGAGAUCGGAGAAGCAGCAACAGAUCUACUCAACGAAACUAGUCCGUGCUCUAAGAGAGCUACGAAUCAGUCAACAACCUUCCUCGUCUUCAUCGAAUCCACGUGGCGGCGGCGGUAGAGCCGUACGCGAAGUCGCGGACAGAGCUUUAGCAGUUGCGGCGAGAGGUAAAACACUGUGGAGUCGAGCUAUACUAUCGAAAGCCGUUAAACUCAAAUUCAGGAAACAUAAACGGCAGAGAAUCUCGAGUCCGACGACAACGACGACGACGUUGACGACCGGGAGUAUCAGGUCGAAGAAACAGAGAGCGACGGUUUUGAGGCUAAAGGCAAAAGGAUUGCCAGCUGUACAGAGGAAAGUGAAAGUUCUGAGCCGGUUAGUUCCCGGUUGCCGUAAACAAACCUUACCGGUGGUUUUAGAGGAAACUACUGAUUAUAUAGCUGCAAUGGAGAUGCAGAUUCGUGCUAUGACUGCUAUUCUCUCCGCCGUCACCUCUCCGCCGCCGCCAGGUCAUGAUGGGGGACAUACACAUAUGCUUGGUUAGUUGGCCAAACUGUCUUCUUCCUUUUUAAAAUGUUUUUUUGUUUUCUUCAUAUUAUUAUUCUUCUCAUCUCAUUGUAUUGUUUGGUGUUUGAAUAUUUUUACUUUAUUCAACUUUUUUAUUUACCAUUUUCAUCAUUUUAUGUAUAUCCUUUUUUUUUUCUUUCUUUCUUGAAUCUCUAUGUUUACCAAAAAUAGUGCCGGAAAAAAGGAAAAAAAAAAAGAACAGGACAGUGAUUGGUUUCUGUAAUAAUAAUCGUAAUAAAUUUUUCAGUUUCUUGAUAA